AUGCCGCCCCGUCGAGCCCUUAUUUCAGUCACUUCGGCUAGCGCCCCCCUGUUCAAUGGCAAAGAGACGACUGGACUUUUCAUCAGCGAGGCCUUGCACCCCUACAAGGUCCUCGUCGCAGCAGGCUUCGAAGUAGACCUGUCCUCUGAGACAGGUAGUUACACGCCUGACUGGCUUUCCCAGCAACCCGACUUCCUCAACGGCGAAGACCUAGAGAUCUGGACCAACACCAACAGUGACUUCCGAAAGAAGCUUGACAACAUGGUUAAAGCUGGUGACCUGGAUGCUUCGAGUUACGGUCUAUUCUAUGCCUCCGCCGGCCACGCCGCUUUGAUAGAUUACCCUACUGCCACUGGCUUGCAGCACAUCGCUGAGCAAGUGUGGGCCAACGGCGGCGUUGUCGCUUCUGUUUGCCACGGGCCUGCAAUAUUUGCCAAUAUCAAAGAUCUUGCUACCGGAGAGCCGAUAAUCAAAGGAAAGAAACUCACUGGGUUUACUACUGAGGCUGAAAAUACCAUGGGCAUCAUGGGUGAAUUGCGGGACUUGAAUACCGAAAUGGUGGAAGAGCUUUCUGAUCGACUGGGCGCAAUCUAUGAACGAUCAACCGACGUUUGGGAUGACUAUCACGUUGUGGAUGGACGAUUGGUAACCGGUCAAAACCCUGCUAGUGCUACAUCAACUGCAAAAGCAUCUGUUGAUAUUUUUGACCAGCUUUAA
Molecule: messenger RNA, 717 nt
Organism: Penicillium manginii
Lineage: Eukaryota; Fungi; Ascomycota; Eurotiomycetes; Eurotiales; Aspergillaceae
Product: ThiJ/PfpI
Exons: 2
Coding region: 1-717 (238 amino acids)
Molecular function (GO): glyoxalase III activity
Source: RefSeq, a predicted model, not a curated record